Seriola dumerili (greater amberjack) is the source of this 939-nucleotide messenger RNA. RefSeq names its product olfactory receptor 15-like. Bases 1 to 939 code for a protein of 312 amino acids. The record is from RefSeq and is a predicted model, not a curated record. Gene Ontology annotation, molecular function: G protein-coupled receptor activity; olfactory receptor activity. NCBI's taxonomy places the organism in Eukaryota, Metazoa, Chordata, Actinopteri, Carangiformes, Carangidae. The transcript has a single exon. Gene Ontology annotation, cellular component: membrane. Gene Ontology annotation, biological process: G protein-coupled receptor signaling pathway.
AUGGAGAAUAACUCUGAGAUCGUGUUUGUGCUUCAGGGUCUGAACGACUCUGACACUAACCGUCAGAUCUACUUCGCCCUCGCACUCGUGUCCUACCUGUUCACCAUCUUCGUGAACGUGACGCUCAUCGUCACCGUGUGUCUGGAGAAGACGCUGCACGAGCCCAUCUACCUGUUCCUAUGUAACCUGUGUGUGAACGGCAUCUGCGGCGCGUCCAGCUUCUACCCGAAGCUGCUCCAUGACCUCCUGGCCGACUCCCACGUCAUCACGUACACCGGCUGCUUAACGCAGAUAUUUGUAGUCUACAGUUAUGUGUUCUGUGAGUUCACCAGUCUGACCGUAAUGGCCUACGACCGCUACAUGGCCAUCUGCAGGCCGCUGCAGUACCGCGCUGUGAUGACGGCGCAGAGGGUGGCGCAGCUGCUGCUGCUCACCUGGGGCUUCUCGCUGCUGGAGACCGUGGUGGGCGUCAGCUUCACCGCCACGCUGCCGCUCUGCGGCCACCACGUCCGCAAGCUCUUCUGCACCAACUGGGAGGUGGUGAAGCUGUCCUGCUCCGACACUACCGUCAACAACAUCUACGGCUUCGUGCUCAUGUUCUCACACGUGUCGCAGACCGGACUCAUCGUGGUCUCCUAUGUGCACCUGGUCCGCUCCUCGCUCCGGUCGCGCUCUGACCGCAGAAAGUUUGUUCAGACGUGUUUGCCGCACCUCGUCACGCUCCUCGUCUUCACCAUCUCUCUGGUGUUUGACUCCAUGUACUCCCGCUACGGCAGCAGCAGCGCGCUGCAGGCGCUGCAGAACAUGCUGGCGGCAGAGUUCCUGGUGGUCCCGCCGCUCAUAAACCCCAUCAUCUAUGGCAUCAACCUGCAGCAGAUCAGGUCCAGGAUCCUCCAGAAUUUCAGCCACAAAUCAGAGGCCGUAAAACCACAUUCAUGA